This is a messenger RNA of Trichomonas vaginalis G3, 417 nucleotides long. RefSeq names its product proteasome regulatory particle assembly. The record is from RefSeq and is a predicted model, not a curated record. The transcript has a single exon. Gene Ontology annotation, biological process: positive regulation of transcription by RNA polymerase II. The coding region runs from base 1 to 417 and encodes 138 amino acids. NCBI's taxonomy places the organism in Eukaryota, Parabasalia, Trichomonadida, Trichomonadidae. Gene Ontology annotation, cellular component: nucleus. Gene Ontology annotation, molecular function: protein binding; transcription cis-regulatory region binding.
AUGGCAAGCAAUAAUAGUAUAGAAGCAGCCAAAGUUCUUCUUUCACGGGAUGUAAAAAUCAAUGAAAAAAAUAAUUUCGGAAAAACACCUCUUUUUUAUGUAGCUGAAAAUAAUUGUAAAGAAACAGCUGAACUUCUUGUUUCUCAUGGUGCAAGUAUCAAUGAAAAAGAUCAACGUGGUAAAAUUGCUCUUCAUGACGCAGCAAUAAAUAAUAGCAAAGAAAUUGCCGAAUUACUUCUUGCUCAUGGUGCAAAAAUUAAUGAAAAAGAUGAAUUUAUUAAAACACCUCUUCUUUAUGCAGCAAAAAUGAUAAUAAUGAAACAGCCGAACUUCUUGUUUCACACAAUGCAAAAAUCAAUGAAAAAGAUAAUGAAGGAAAAACUGCUCUUCAUUAUGCAUCAUAUAACAAUAACAUAG